Propithecus coquereli (Coquerel's sifaka) is the source of this 12843-nucleotide messenger RNA. RefSeq names its product dynein, axonemal, heavy chain 8 (gene DNAH8). The record is from RefSeq and is a predicted model, not a curated record. Gene Ontology annotation, biological process: microtubule-based movement. Gene Ontology annotation, molecular function: ATP binding; dynein intermediate chain binding; ATP hydrolysis activity. The transcript has 86 exons. Gene Ontology annotation, cellular component: dynein complex. NCBI's taxonomy places the organism in Eukaryota, Metazoa, Chordata, Mammalia, Primates, Indriidae.
GGUCGAACUAUUCCUGGAGCAACCAAAGGGGCAAAAAUGAUGAGAUUGUAUAUAGACAGUGCAGCCCCAGAGAAACUAAAAGGACUGUGUGUAUUUUUUGUUCGUUGUCGUAAUGAUGUUGCUGUAAAUGCUAAAAGUAUUCAUGAGGUAUGUUUAAAUUUUUCUUCCAAAUGUAUAGUUAGAUAUUGAAUGUAUUUUCGUAGUCACACUUUUGCUUUACUUUGCUUUCACUUUUUAAAUAUAGGACUGAAUUGAGUUACAAGAAAGUAAUAUAUUCAUAUAUUCAAAGAAACUGUUAAUAUUGUUUUUUCCUUUGUAGGUGCUAGAAUAAGUAUUGAAGGAACAGUAAAGUUAAAGACAAUAGAUAAUGUUGAUUUUUCCAAACUGCAUACCUUUGAAGAGGUGACUGCUGCAGCCGGCAAUUCAGAAACUGUUCAUCAGUUAGAGGAAGUGCUGAUGAUAUGGUACAAACAGAUCGAACAGCUGCUUAUUGAGAGUGAGCAGAUGAGAAAAGAAGCUGAUGAUUCAGGUCCACUCACCGAAUUGGAACACUGGAAACGCAUGUCAGCCAAGUUCAACUAUAUCAUUGAACAGAUUAAAGGGCCAAAUUGUAAGGCUGUCAUAAAUGUGCUAAAUGUUGCACACUCCAAAUUGUUAAAGAAUUGGCGUGAUUUGGAUGCAAGAAUCACUGAUACAGCAAAUGAAUCGAAAGAUAAUGUUAGAUAUCUGUACACUCUGGAAAAAGUAUGUCAACCUCUGUAUAACUAUGACCUAGUUUCCAUGGCACAUGGGAUACAAAAUCUGAUUAAUGCCAUCAGAAUGAUUCAUGGUGUGUCAAGGUAUUAUAAUACCUCAGAGAGAAUGACCUCAUUGUUCAUCAAGGUAACAAACCAAAUGGUGACAGCAUGUAAAGCAUAUAUUACUGAUGGAGGAGUAAACCAUGUAUGGGACCAGGAUACGCCAGUUGUACUAAAGAAAAUUCAGGAUUGCAUUUUUCUAUUCAAGGAAUAUCAGACGUCUUUUCACAAAACAAAGAAACAGAUUCUGGAAUCCUCAGGGGAGAAAUCUUUUGAGGUUUCAGAAAUGUAUAUAUUUGGAAAAUUUGAAGCUUUCUGUAAAAGACUGGAGAAGAUUACAGAAAUGAUAACUGUUGUGCAAACAUAUUCAGCCUUGAGCAAUUCUACCAUAGAAGGAAUAGAUAUUAUGGCAAUAAAAUUCAAAAAUAUUUAUCAAGGGGUUAAGAAAAACCAAUAUGACAUUCUGGAUCCAAGAAGGACAGAAUUUGACAAAGAUUUCUUAGAUUUCAUGGCAAAAAUCAAUGGUUUAGAGGUACAAAUACAGGCAUUUAUGAGUGGUACUUUUGGAAAAAUCUUGUCUUCUCAGCAGGCUCUUCAGCUGCUUCAAAGAUUUCAGAAGCUGAACAUUCCCUGUCUUCAGUCAGAAAUAAACCACACAAUUGAGCGUAUUCUUCAGUAUUAUGUGGCUGAACUUGACGCUACGAAGAAGCUUUAUCAUUCUCAAAAAGAUGACCCACCUCUUGCUCGCAACAUGCCCCCUAUAGCAGGAAAAAUACUUUGGGUGAGGCAGCUCUAUCGCCGGAUAAGCGAGCCCAUCAACUAUUUCUUUAAAAACUCAGACAUUUUGUCCAGUUUGGAAGGUAAAGCUGUCAUCCGUCAGUAUAACAGGAUCUCCUAUGUGCUGGUGGAAUUCGAGGUGAUCUAUCACACAGCCUGGGUCAAGGAGAUCACGCAGUUACAUUAUGGUGUGUAUAAGACUGGUCUUCUGCAGUAUUACGAUGAGUUAUGUCAGGAAGUGCCUUCUGUGUUUGUCAAUCUGAUGACCCCUAAAAUGAAAAAGGUGGAAUGCGUGCUGAGGCAAGGGCUCACGAUAUUGACGUGGUCAUCCUUAACACUGGAAAGCUUCUUUCAAGAAGUUGAAUCGGUUUUGGAUAUGUUCAGUCAACUUUUAAAGAAGAUCAAUGACUUGUGUGAAAUGCAUAUUGAUACGGUUCUAAAGGAGAUAGCCAAAACUGUGUUAAUUUCCCUGCCUGAAACUGGUGCUACCAAGGUAGAAGAUAUGCUGACCCUCAAUGAGACAUACACAAAAGAAUGGGCUGAUGUUCUAAACCACAAAAGUAAGCAUGUGGAAGAAGCUGUCAAAGAACUUAUAUUAAUAUUUGAAAAAAUUUAUGAAGUUAAGUACACGGGGAAAACAGGUAAUUUCACUUAACAGCGGAAACAUGUUGUUUUUGGAAGUGAAACAGAAGAGGGUGAAAGCACUGACUAUGAGGCUAAUAUUGUGAAUGAGGUCGAUACUAAUGAUAAAGAAGAUGAGUUUAGAAAGGAAUGUAAAGAGGUCUAUGCUUUUUUCUCUCAUCAAUUACUAGACAGUCUUCAAAAAGCUACACGGUUAUCUUUGGACACAAUGAAAAGAAGAGUAUUUGUUGCAAGCCUUCAUGGACGAAAGCGGUCAGAAGAUAUUAUUUCCUUUAUAAAAACUGAAGUACAUCUUGCAAUUCCUAAUGUGGUAAUGGUUCCUAGUUUGGAUGAUAUUCAACAAGCCAUUAACCGUAUGAUCCAAUUAACCCUGGAGGUCAGCAGAGGGGUGGCUCACUGGGGACAACAGCAGACCCGUCACAUUAAGCCUGUCAUUGCUAGUCCCACCACGACUGACCUGCCCCAUCAAAGCACAGGAAAACAACUGAAGAAGGAAGAGAAAUCUUUUGAAGAAAUUAUUCCUGCGAGGAAGCUGAAGAAUUUCUACCCGGGUGUAGCAGAGCACAAGGACAUUUCCAAACUGGUCCUCCUCCUUUCUUCCUCUGUGAAUUCUCUGAGAAAGGUGGCUCAGGAGGCCCUGCAAGACUUUCAAAAGUAUAAGACUCUCUGGACAGAGGACCGGGAUGUGAAAGUGAAGGAGUUUUUGGCUAACAACCCCUCUCUGACAGAAAUCAGAUCAGAAAUUCUACACUAUGCUACUUUUGAACAGGAAAUUGAAGAUUUGAAGCCAAUUAUUAUUGUAGGAGCACUUGAAUUACAUACAGAGCCAAUGAAAUUGGCCUUAUCAAUUGAGGCUAAAGCAUGGAAGAUGUUACUCUGUCGAUAUUUGAAUGAAGAAUAUAAGAAGAAAAUGUCAGACAUGAUUACAUUUAUUAAUGAAUACUUGAAAAAGUUGUCUAGACCUAUUCGUGAUUUAGAUGAUGUCAGAUUUGCAAUGGAAGCCUUGUCUUGUAUCCGUGAUAAUGAAAUCCAGAUGGAUAUGACUUUGGGGCCAAUUGAAGAAGCCUAUGCUAUUUUAAAUAGAUUUGAAGUUGAAGUAACCAAAGAAGAAUCAGAAGGAGUUGAUACCCUGAGAUAUUCUUUCAACAAAUUGCAGAGCAAAGCUGUUUCUGUACAAGAUGAACUAGUUCAAGUGCAGCCAAAGUUUAAAAGUAGCCUACUCGAGUCUGUGGAAGUGUUUCGCGAGGACGUGGUAAACUUUGCGGAAGCAUAUGAGUUGGAAGGACCCAUGGUUCCAAAUAUACCACCCCAAGAAGCUAGCAAUAGGCUACAGAUAUUUCAGGCUAAUUUUGAUGAUCUGUGGAGGAAGUUUGUUACAUAUUCAUCUGGUGAACAACUAUUUGGAUUGCCAGCGACUGACUAUGAGGUUUUACACAAAACCAGAAAGGAACUCAACUUGUUGCAGAAGCUGUAUGGACUGUAUGAUACUGUAAUGAGCAGUAUUAGUGGUUAUUAUGAAAUACUUUGGGGAGAUGUAGAUAUUGAAAAAAUUAAUGCAGAACUGCAGGAAUUUCAAAACAGGUGUCGUAAACUGCCAAAAGGACUUAAAGACUGGCAAGCUUACUUGGAUCUCAAAAAAAGGAUUGAUGAUUUCAGCGAGUCAUGUCCUCUGCUGGAAAUGAUGACCAAUAAGGCGAUGAAGCAGAGGCACUGGGAUCGAAUCUCUGAGUUAACUGGAACCCCAUUUGACGUGGAAUCUGAUUCUUUUUGUCUUAGAAAUAUUAUGGAAGCACCGCUUCUUAAAAAUAAGGAUGACAUUGAGGACAUUUGCAUAUCUGCCAGUAAGGAGAAGGAUAUUGAAGCCAAGCUGACUCAGGUGAUUGAGAAUUGGACCAACCAAAACUUGAGUUUUGCAACAUUUAAGGGAAAGGGAGAGCUCCUGCUCAAAGGAACUGAAUCAGGAGAAAUUAUCACUUUGAUGGAGGAUAGCUUGAUGGUCUUAGGGUCCUUGCUAAGCAACAGGUAUAAUGCUCCAUUUAAAAAAAAUAUACAGAAUUGGGUGUAUAAGUUGUCCACAUCCUCAGAUAUAAUUGAAGAGUGGCUAAUAGUGCAGAAUCUUUGGGUUUAUCUUGAAGCUGUCUUUGUGGGUGGAGAUAUUGCCAAGCAGCUGCCUCAGGAAGCAAAACGUUUUCAGAACAUUGACAAGUCGUGGAUAAAAAUAAUGCAGCGGGCUCACGAGAACCCCAAUGUGAUUAACUGCUGUGUUGGAGAUGAGACCAUGAGCCAACUUCUACCUCAUUUACAUGAACAGCUGGAAGUAUGUCAGAAGUCACUUACCGGGUAUUUGGAGAAGAAGCGAUUAUUAUUUCCAAGAUUUUUCUUUGUAUCUGAUCCAGUUCUCCUGGAAAUUCUUGGACAAGCCAGUGACUCCCACACCAUACAGCCGCAUCUGCCUGCAGUAUCUGACAACAUCAAUGAGGUGACAUUUCAUGCAAAAGACUAUGAUCGGAUCCUGGCUGUCAUAUCAAGAGAAGGAGAAAAAAUUGUUUUGGAUAGUUCUGUUAUGGCCAAAGGUCCUGUAGAGAUUUGGCUUCUGGAAUUGCUAAAAAUGCAGAUGUCAUCGUUACAUAAUAUAAUUAGAUCUGCAUUCUAUCAGAUCAGUGAUUCAGGAUUUCAACUCUUACCUUUCCUCAACCACUUUCCAGCACAGGUUGGGCUUCUGGGAAUUCAGAUGUUGUGGACACAUGAUUCAGAAGAAGCUUUGAAUAAUGCAAAAGAUGACAGGAAAAUCAUGCAAGUGACCAAUCAGAAGUUUUUGGAUAUUCUAAAUACUCUUAUUAGUCAGACAACACAUGAUCUAAGCAAGUUUGAUAGAGUGAAGUUUGAAACUCUAAUUACCAUCCAUGUGCAUCAGAGAGAUAUUUUUGAUGACUUGGUAAAAAUGCAUAUCAAAUCAGUUACCGAUUUCGAAUGGCUGAAACAAAGUAGAUUUUAUUUUAAGGAAGAUUUGGAUCAAACUGUGGUGUCUAUUACAGAUGUUGAUUUUGUGUACCAAAAUGAAUUUCUGGGAUGCACUGAUCGUCUUGUUAUCACUCCAUUAACAGAUAGAUGCUAUAUCACCUUAGCGCAGGCGUUGGGAAUGAACAUGGGAGGUGCUCCAGCAGGACCUGCAGGCACUGGCAAAACAGAAACCACAAAAGACAUGGGAAGGUGUUUGGGAAAAUAUGUGGUCGUGUUCAACUGCUCAGAUCAAAUGGAUUUCAGAGGCCUAGGCAGGAUUUUCAAAGGUCUUGCACAGUCGGGUUCCUGGGGCUGUUUUGAUGAAUUUAACAGAAUUGAAUUGCCUGUACUGUCAGUGGCGGCCCAACAAAUUUAUAUUGUUUUGACAGCAAGAAAAGAGAGAAAAAAACAGUUCAUUUUUUCUGAUGGUGAUUGUGUUGAUUUAAAUCCAGAAUUUGGAAUCUUCUUAACAAUGAACCCUGGAUAUGCUGGGCGCCAGGAACUACCAGAAAACUUAAAAAUCCUGUUUAGAACGGUUGCUAUGAUGGUUCCUGAUAGACAGAUCAUUAUGAGAGUUAAACUUGCAAGCUGUGGUUUUCUUGAAAAUGUUAUCUUGGCUCAAAAAUUUUACGUUCUUUACAAACUCUGUGAACAACUUACUAAACAGGUUCAUUAUGACUUUGGGUUGAGAAAUAUUCUGUCUGUAUUGAGGACUCUUGGAUCUCAAAAAAGAGCCAGACCCGAAGAUAGUGAAUUAAGCACUGUCAUGAGAGGACUAAGAGAUAUGAACCUUUCUAAAUUGGUUGAUGAAGACGAACCCCUAUUCCUCAGCUUGAUCAAUGACCUGUUUCCAGGGCUGCAACUGGAUAGUAGUACUUACGUGGAACUGCAAGCUGCAGUAGCCAACCAGGUUCAGAUAGAAGGUUUGAUUAACCAUCCACCCUGGAACCUCAAACUUGUGCAGUUAUAUGAGACAUCUCUGGUGAGGCACGGCUUGAUGACUCUUGGGCCCAGCGGUUCUGGGAAGACCACCGUUAUAACCAUUCUGAUGAAGGCACAAACAGAAUGUGGACGGCCCCACAGAGAGAUGCGAAUGAAUCCAAAAGCCAUCACUGCGCCUCAGAUGUUUGGCAAACUGGACACUGCUACUAAUGACUGGACAGAUGGGAUUUUUUCCACUCUGUGGCGGAAAACAUUAAAAGCUAAAAAAGGGGAAAACAUUUUCCUCAUUUUAGAUGGCCCCGUGGAUGCCAUUUGGAUCGAGAACUUAAAUUCCGUGUUGGACGACAAUAAAACUCUCACGUUAGCAAAUGGAGAUCGCAUUCCCAUGGCCCCCAGCUGUAAGCUUCUGUUUGAAGUCCACAAUAUUGAGAAUGCCUCUCCUGCCACGGUUUCUAGGAUGGGCAUGGUCUACAUCAGCAGCUCUGCUCUCAGCUGGAGGCCAAUACUGCAGGCCUGGUUGAAGAAACGCACUGCACAGGAAGCUCCUGUAUUCCUGAGUCUGUAUGAUAAAAUAUUUGAAGAUGCAUAUACAUUUAUGAAACUAAACCUCAAUCCCAAAAUGCAGCUCUUAGAGUGCAACUAUAUUAUGCAAUACUUUGAUUCUCAGUGUGAUUGGGAGCACUGGAAUAAGAAACUUCAGCCAUAUUAUUAUCCAACUGACAGUGUUCCGGAAUACUCAUCGAUUUUGGUUCCAAAUGUUGACAAUAUUAGAACAAAUUUUUUGAUAGACACUAUUGCAAAACAAUAUAAAGCUGUUUUGCUCAUAGGAGAGCAGGGAACUGCAAAAACUGUGAUGGUUAAAGCCUAUGUGAAAAAAUAUGAUCCUGAAGUACAAUUAUCCAAAAGUCUAAACUUUUCAUCUGCCACAGAACCAAUGAUGUUUCAGGUAAAAUCCAUCAUUUGCUUUUUAUCAAUAACUAAUGAGAUUGUGCGACAGAUGAUGGAGAUGGAAGGCAUGUACAGCUUGGACAAGCCUGGAGACUUCACUACCAUUGUCGAUGUGCAGAUCAUAGCCGCAAUGAUCCACCCUGGAGGUGGUCGGAAUGAUAUUCCACAACGUUUAAAAAGACAGUUUACCGUGUUUAAUUGUACCUUGCCUUCAAAUGCUUCAAUUGACAAAAUUUUUGGUAUGAAUAUCAUUAAUGUGAAGAUGCUGCCAACUCCUUCUAAAUUUCAUUACAUCUUCAAUCUUCGAGAUCUUUCCAGAAUUUGGCAAGGAAUGUUGACGGUGAAAGCUGAGGAGUGUGAUUCAAUUCCUAUUCUCCUGUCACUUUUCAAACACGAGUGCAACAGAGUAAUUGCAGACAGGUUUAUAACUCCCGAAGAUGAGCAGUGGUUUAAUGUACAUCUUAUCCGUGCAAUCGAAGAAAACAUUGGCUCCGAGGCAGCCUCAUGUAUCCUUCCUGAGCCGUACUUUGUGGAUUUUCUCCGUGAGAUGCCGGAGCCAACUGGCGAUGAACCUGAAGAUACCAUGUUCGAAGUACCCAAAAUCUAUGAAUUGGUACCCUCCUUUGACUUUCUGUCUGAGAAACUCCAGUUUUACCAGAGACAGUUCAAUGAAAUCAUCAGGGGGACAUCUCUAGAUAUGGUGUUUUUUAAAGACGCAAUGACUCAUCUGAUCAAGAUUUCACGAAUAAUUCGAACGUCAUGUGGAAAUGCCUUGUUGGUGGGUGUUGGUGGCUCGGGAAAACAAAGUCUCUCAAGGUUGGCCUCUUUUAUAGCUGGAUAUCAAAUAUUCCAGAUAACAUUAACCAGGUCUUACAAUGUGAAUAAUCUAACAGAUGACUUAAAAGCUUUGUACAAAGUUGCUGGUGCUGAAGGAAAAGGCAUCACCUUCAUCUUUACCGACAAUGAAAUCAAAGAUGAGGCAUUUCUAGAAUACCUUAACAACUUGCUAUCUUCAGGGGAGAUAUCCAAUUUGUUUGCACGAGAUGAGAUGGAUGAAAUCACCCAAGGUCUGAUAUCGGUGAUGAAAAGGGAGCUGCCUCGCCAUCCUCCUACCUUUGAUAAUCUGUAUGAGUACUUCAUUUCCAGAUCGAAGAAGAACUUGCAUGUUGUUCUCUGCUUUUCUCCAGUUGGUGAGAAGUUUCGUGCCCGUUCUUUGAAGUUUCCCGGCUUGAUCUCGGGUUGCACUAUGGACUGGUUCAGUCGCUGGCCGAAGGAGGCUCUGAUUGCUGUAGCCUCCUAUUUCCUUUCAGGCUAUAAUAUUGUCUGUUCUAGUGAAAUUAAAAGACAAGUUGUAGAAACGAUGGGACUCUUUCAUGACAUGGUUUCAGAGAGCUGUGAAAAUUACUUCCAAAGAUACCGCCGAAGAGCACAUGUGACUCCCAAAUCUUAUCUCUCAUUUAUAAAUGGUUAUAAAAACAUUUAUACUGAAAAGGUGAAAUAUAUUAACGAACAAGCUGAACGUAUGAAUAUUGGUCUUGAUAAGCUCAUGGAGGCAAGUGAAUCCGUCGCUAAACUCUCUCAAGAUCUUGCAGUAAAGGAGAAGGAAUUGGCAGUGGCUUCUGUAAAAGCAGAUGAAGUCUUAGCAGAAGUCACAGUAAGCGCUCAGGCUUCAGCCAAAAUUAAAAAUGAAGUACAGGAGGUAAAAGACAAGGCCCAAAAAAUUGUGGAUGAAAUUGAUACUGAAAAAGUCAAAGCUGAAACCAAACUCGAGGCCGCUAAACCUGCACUGGAAGAAGCGGAAGCAGCCCUGAACACCAUCAAACCAAAUGAUAUUGCUACAGUCAGGAAGCUUGCAAAACCACCGCAUCUCAUUAUGAGAAUCAUGGAUUGUGUUCUGUUACUAUUUCAAAAGAAAAUUGACCCUGUUACUAUGGAUCCAGAGAAACCUUGCUGCAAGCCAUCGUGGGGAGAGUCAUUAAAGCUGAUGAGUGCAACAGGAUUCCUGUGGAGCCUUCAGCAGUUCCCCAAGGACACGAUAAACGAAGAGACUGUGGAGUUACUCCAGCCGUAUUUUAAUAUGGACGAUUACAGUUUCGACAGUGCCAAAAAAGUCUGUGGCAAUGUGGCUGGUCUGCUGUCCUGGACACUUGCUAUGGCCACAUUUUAUGGCAUCAAUAGGGAAGUGUUGCCUCUGAAGGCUAACCUGGCCAAGCAGGAGGGCCGCUUGGCAGUUGCCAAUACUGAGCUGGGGAAGGCACAGGCACUGCUGGACGAGAAGCAAGCCGAGCUGGAUAAAGUACAGGCCAAAUUUGAUGCAGCAAUGAAUGAGAAAAUGGACUUGCUUAAUGAUGCCGACACGUGCCGGAAGAAGAUGCAGGCGGCGUCCACGCUCAUCGAUGGGCUGAGUGGGGAGAAAGUCCGGUGGACCCAGCAAAGUAAAGAGUUCAAAGCUCAGAUUAAUAGACUUGUAGGUGAUGUUCUGCUGUGCACAGGAUUCCUUUCCUACCUUGGUCCUUUCAACCAGAUAUUCAGGAACUAUCUGCUUAAAGAUCAAUGGGAGAUAGAAUUGAGAGCACGGAAAAUUCCUUUCACUGAAAACCUGAACCUUAUUUCAAUGUUGGUGGAUCCUCCAACUAUUGGUGAGUGGGGGCUGCAGGGACUGCCAGGAGAUGAUCUCUCAAUUCAGAAUGGCAUCAUUGUGACAAAGGCCACCAGGUACCCACUGCUCAUAGACCCACAAACUCAAGGCAAGACUUGGAUCAAAUCAAAGGAAAAAGAGAAUGAUUUGCAGGUGACAACUCUGAACCAUAAAUAUUUCCGCACACACUUGGAGGACAGCCUUUCCUUAGGCCGGCCCCUUCUCAUUGAGGACAUUCGUGAAGAGCUGGAUCCAGCCUUGGAUAAUGUAUUAGAAAAGAAUUUCAUCAAGUCAGGUACCACAUUCAAGGUGAAAGUUGGUGAUAAGGAAUGUGAUAUCAUGGAUACAUUUAAACUUUAUAUUACUACAAAGUUACCAAACCCUGCCUUUACCCCUGAGAUUAAUGCCAAAACAUCAGUGAUUGAUUUUACUGAGUUAGAAUCUGAGCGGGUUAAACUUUUGGAGGAUGUUACUUUUAAUAAGCGGAAGAUGAAAGAACUUGAAGAUAACCUGCUCUAUAAAUUAAGUGCUACAAAAGGUUCACUGGUGGAUGACGAGUCUCUCAUUGGUGUCCUGCGAACCACCAAGCAGACAGCAGCUGAAGUAAGUGAAAAGUUGCAUGUAGCUGCAGAAACCGAGAUCAAGAUUAACACGGCUCAGGAGGAGUUCCGGCCCGCGGCCACCCGCGGGAGCAUCCUCUACUUCCUCAUCACAGAGAUGAGCAUGGUCAACAUCAUGUACCAGACCUCACUGGCCCAGUUCUUGAAGUUAUUUGACCAGUCCAUGGCCAGAUCUGAAAAAUCUCCACUGCCUCAAAAGAGAAUUACAAAUAUUAUUGAGUAUCUGACAUAUGAAGUUUUCACAUACUCGGUCAGAGGACUGUAUGAAAACCACAAAUUCCUCUUUGUGCUCCUCAUGACCUUAAAGAUCGACCUUCAGAGAGGAACAGUCAAGCACAGAGAGUUCCAGGCUCUCAUAAAAGGCGGAGCAGCUCUGGACCUGAAGGCCUGCCCUCCCAAACCCUUUCGCUGGAUCCUCGACAUGACUUGGCUGAAUCUUGUGGAGCUGAGUAAACUUCCACAGUUUGCAGAAAUUAUGAACCAGAUAUCUCGUAAUGAGAAGGGGUGGAAGAACUGGAUUGAUAAAGAUGCUCCAGAGGAGGAGAUUAUCCCUGAUGGAUAUAAUGAUUCGCUAGAUACCUGCCGCAAACUUCUACUCAUCAGGUCUUGGUGCCCAGACCGCACUGUUUUUCAAGCAAGAAAGUAUAUUGCAGAUUCUUUGGAGGAGAAGUACACAGAACCGGUUAUCUUAAAUCUGGAGAAAACUUGGGAAGAAAGUGAUACCCGAACACCUCUGAUAUGUUUCCUGUCCAUGGGAUCUGAUCCCACCAUCCAAAUUGAUGCAUUGGCCAAGAAACUGAAACUGGAAUGUAGAACUAUCUCAAUGGGGCAAGGACAAGAAGUACAUGCUCGAAAGCUGAUUCAGAUGUCAAUGCAGCAGGGUGGCUGGGUAUUACUGCAAAAUUGUCACCUCGGCCUGGAAUUCAUGGAAGAAUUACUAGAGACACUAAGUACUACUGAAGCCAGUGAUGAUUCUUUCCGAGUAUGGAUAACCACCGAGCCCCACGAUCGAUUUCCAAUCACGUUGCUUCAGACUUCCCUCAAAUUCACUAAUGAGCCACCCCAAGGUGUACGCGCGGGUUUGAAAAGAACAUUUGCUGGAAUUAAUCAAGACCUUCUGGACGUCAGUAAUUUGCCCAUGUGGAAGCCAAUGCUUUACACAGUAGCGUUUUUACACUCCAUUGUGCAGGAGCGACGAAAAUUUGGUCCCUUAGGAUGGAAUAUUCCCUAUGAAUUCAAUUCUGCCGACUUUUCCGCCAGUGUUCAGUUUAUUCAGAAUCACCUCGAUGAAUGCGAUAUCAAAAAAGGUGUAUCGUGGAGUACAGUCCGGUACAUGAUUGGAGAAGUACAGUAUGGAGGCAGAGUGACAGAUGACUUUGAUAAACGUCUACUUAAUUGCUUUGCUAGAGUCUGGUUCAGUGAGAAGAUGUUUGAACCCUCAUUCAGUUUUUAUACUGGAUAUAAAAUCCCCUCGUGCAAAACCCUGGACCAGUAUUUUGAAUACAUCCAGUCACUGCCAUCCCUGGAUAACCCCGAAGUCUUUGGGCUGCACCCUAAUGCUGAUAUCACGUAUCAGAGUAACACCGCUUCUGCCGUCCUUGACACCAUCACCAACAUCCAACCCAAAGAGAGUGGAGGUGGCGUGGGAGAGACCCGGGAAGCCAUCGUGUACAGGUUAUCUGAAGACAUGCUGGGCAAACUGCCCCCUGACUACAUCCCUCACGAGGUGAAAGCUCGCUUGAUAAAGAUGGGACAUCUUAAUUCAAUGAACAUAUUUCUUAGACAAGAAAUUGACAGAAUGCAAAGAGUCAUCACAAUCCUCCGCAGUAGCCUGAGUGACCUAAAACUGGCCAUUGAAGGGACAAUCAUCAUGAGUGAGAACUUGAGAGAUGCCCUGGACAACAUGUACGAUGCUCGUAUACCUCAGAUCUGGAAAAGAGUGUCCUGGGAUUCGUCUACACUGGGCUUCUGGUUUACUGAACUUUUGGAAAGAAAUGCUCAGUUUUCUACUUGGAUAUUUGAAGGGAGGCCUAAUGUGUUCUGGAUGACUGGUUUCUUUAACCCCCAAGGCUUCCUCACAGCAAUGAGGCAAGAAGUGACCCGUGCCCACAAAGGCUGGGCGCUAGACACGGUGACCAUCCACAACGACGUUCUGAGACAGACCAAGGAGGAGAUCACGUCACCCCCCGCGGAAGGCGUGUACAUCUACGGGCUCUACAUGGACGGGGCGGCCUGGGACCGGCGGAACGGGAAGCUCACCGAGUCCACGCCCAAGGUGCUCUUCACGCAGAUCCCUGUGCUGCACAUCUUCGCCAUCAACUCCACGGCGCCCAAGGACCCCAAGCUGUACGUGUGCCCCGUUUACAAGAAGCCCAGGCGCACCGAUCUGACUUUCAUCACGGUGGUUUAUUUGCGAACAGUGUUGUCCCCAGACCACUGGAUCCUGAGGGGAGUGGCCCUGCUGUGUGACAUCAAAUAG